AUGACUGCUUCAUAUGCUCAAAACCACAUGCAGGUUCUUAUGAAUUACUUGAUGAGUAUUACUAAGAAACUUGCAACAGAAGAGAAUCAUGCAAAGUGCAUUUUAGCAGUCUACUGGACCAUUCUUUGGAACCAUUUUAAACUAGAAAUCAACAUUAUAGAUAGAGAUGAAAUUUCCCAGAUUUUUCUGUCCCUUGAAAUAACAUCUGAAGGGAAUUCAUGUCCAAAAUUCAGUGUAUUAUCAAACUGGUUGUCGGAGGAUGAACGAAGGGAAGUUGUUGAAGCUUUGGAAAGUUUGAUGACUUCUUUGCAUCCAGAAAUGUGGAUACGAACAUUACCAUUAUUACAUUUUUUGCGUGAUGACAUAAAGCCAUUUCAUAAGGUUUCUGAGUCUAUAAAUAUUUGUGAUUCUACCAACCCAAGUUACUGGGGACUUCAGAAUCUGUGUUGUAAAGAACAAUUACUUGUAAAAGAUUUCAUCAAUAUUGAAGAACUAUGCAAGUGUGAUCAUCUUUUAGCAAGGAGUUUCUUGUAUCUGACAGACUUGUCACAUCUCUCAAAAGUGAUGAAUUUAGGAAAGUUUCAUCCAAGUUUACUGCUUGCGAUUAUCUUAAGAAAUAUAAAAGAAAAUGACAAGGAAGCUGUAAGUUAUAUGAAAGAAUGGGCAGAAGAAGUGAUCAAUGCUUACAAGAAUCUAACAGAAAAAUCAUGCAGAAAGCCCAAACCUCCUCUCAUAGAAAAUGAAGCAGAAGCUGCUCUAAAUCAUGUUCUUCACCUCAUUUUGACAUGUGGCAGAUACAGAACAUUUGAUAAAAGAGAGAUAUUUUAUCAUGUAAUAAAUAUCUUUUCUCAUGUAACAAAAUAUAUUAAGAAUGUAAGUAGCUUCCAUACAGACUGUGAUUUAACAGAGUUAACUAGGAGUACACUUAGCAAAGCACAAGAUUACACAUCUCAGUGGAUGACCAAACUGUUGCCAGAAACUUUAAUGGAGUAUAACACAGAAAAAAGAAAAUAUUGGAUCAGAGAUUUUCGAGAGAUAGAGAUAUGGUCAAAAAUGUUGAGCUGUGAGUUCUCCUCUGAUGUUCAAGAUAUGUGGGAAAAUAGCAUUUUAGCUUUUAUCCGAACUCGCAUGAAAAUUAAUAACAGUGAAACAAUAGACCUGUACUGUGGUAUAUCUGAGUUUAGAGACAAGUUGCAUCAUAGUGUUUGGAAAGAAUUGCUCAGUGCUGCUGUUAAGGCUGUUAAGAAAACAGUGGAGGAAGGAAAAACAUUGUUAUUUGUGAAUAAAGCUGAAGUGUUUGGCCCUAAUGACCUAUUUAUUGAAUUGAUGAAUGUCUUGUUCAAACAUCACCAUCUAUUCUCAAUGGAGGUUAUUCACUUGAAUGACAUUUGUAAUUGGGAAGGAGGAACAAAAUUCUUAGAAGUUUUUGUUCAAAAUCAAGAAAUGAAAUGGCAUGAUGGUGUUUUUCGAAAAGUGAAGAUGAUUAUUGAUACUGUCCUUAGAUUUUCACAUUUGGUUUGUAGUGGAGAGAUACUGCUUAAAGAUAUUGUGGUACUGAGGGACAAUGGGCAAAAGAUUUGUGAGCUUUAUUCCCCCUGCUUGUCUUACCACAAGAAUAUUCAAGAUGAUUUUAAGUACCCCACUGUCGUGGAGCUCUCAGACAUUAUGAAAAGAAGAUCUGAUGAGAAAACACAAGUUGAUAAAAUCAUCACUUGCUUUAAAGAGUUUCGAAACCUUUACUCUUUAGCUUCUAACUCAAUGGAUAUCAGUCGUUUGGACAAGAUAAUAUCUAUGAAUUACUCUGAAUUUCCACUCUGUGACAUUUUAUCUUUAAAUCAAUCAUCAUCAACACAUCCUUGUGCAAUGUUUGAAUUUGAUGCAUUUAGUUUCAGUUGGAAUGAAAUAAGUCGCAUGUUUGAAUUUGUAGAGUUAUUAAAUAAUGGGAGAGUAAUUCAACAUAUGUUUCAUCAAAGAGCAGCCAAAUUUGAAAAAGAUGAAGUAAUGACAAUUGACAGUUUUCUUAAUACAUUUUUUGGUUGUUUGGAGAUGGAAUGGAAAGGCUUCUGUAAAGAACUUGAAAUGGGAACAUUAAAAAUAGGUAAAGCAGAAGAAUUGCUACAUUUUUUGAGGGAAAAUGAUGAAGAACUUGAAAAAGAAUUAGUGAAAAUAUGGGAACAGAAUAAAUUGAGAAGUGAAGUAAUGAUUGAAAGGCAAACCCAAAUCUUGCAACUAUUUAAAAUUCGUCAGAAAGCAAAAGCUGUCCGAGUUGCAGAAAAGUUGAGACAAAUGCUAGGAAUUGAAGAGAAGUUUGAAAGUUUUCAGUUCAUAAUUGACUCAGAAAAACCAGAAUUCUUGGAACAAGAAUUAAACUGCCUAAGCAGUGUUUUGGAAACUGUGAAAUUUUUUGAUGAAUUCUGUAAACCUGAAAAACUGAAAUGUAUGGAAAGGCUUAGUGCAUGUAAAAAAUGUUGGCAAAACCUAGAAAUUGAUCCAAAAGUUGCAAACAAACUGGAAAGUUCGGCCCAGUUUCAAGCUUGGUUUGAGGAAGUUUGUCAGUCUUAUGGAUCAGUGGAAACUUCUUCACUUACUAAAGUAGACAUGAUCAAUGAAAGUGGCAUUUACCAGAUUGGUGGAUAUGGGGAAAUAUUGAGAAAGAGAGGAUCAGAAAUAGAACUAAAAGAUGUGGUACUGCUGAAAGUGAGAGAUACAAAAACUAAGAGUAGUAAAAAAGAGGAGGAAAAAAGAACCUAUCAUAUGGAGGACUUGUAUGAUCUGAGAAAUAAACUCAUGUUAAUUACACACAAAACUGGAGGUACUAAAGAGAGUGUUAGUAGGUUUAUUGAGAUUUUAGAAGGAGUUGAAAGGCUUGGUACUGCGUAUCUAAAACUUCAUCAAGCUGGUUGUGUUAUUUUUUUUACAUGGACUGCGUUUGUGUUUUGUGAUCAUUAUGAAAAAGUUAAAGUUUGUGUGGAUUUUGGUAACAGUGCUGAAUGCCUGCAUAGUACAGAAACAGUGACGAAUGAGCUUCCAAAACUUUGUGAAUUUUUAGAAUGGUGUUCAAAUGAAUGGCAAGUUUACAUAGAUCGUCAGAGAAAGGAGUACAGUGAACUAAAUCUAUACAGUGUAAAGCAACUUGUCAUACUUUGUGUUAGUUUUGCACAGAUCUACACCAGAAAAAUAAGUAAAAUUCCACUUGAUACUUUCCUCCUCCUCCAGUUAGUGAAGGAAAACUGUACAUUUGAUGAAAUAUACAUGCUUAUUAAAAAUGUUUUGGAAAGUAGUGCCAAAAUUACUAAUAAAGAGGAUAAAGAAAAUCCUGAAAGUCAUCAAAAUCUACAAAAUAGCAUAACAGCUGCUAAGUGUGUGAGUGACUUAAUAUCUAAUGGCUUAGAUGAGAAAGUUGUGAAAGCUUGUAUCUUAGAUAUAAAAUCUCAGAAUGUGGAUGACAUGUUACAAUGGUGCAUUGACCAUAUGAAUGAUCAUCAACUUCUUGACACAAUUCUUCAAGAAGCUGAUCAUGAGAUUGUUGAUGAAAAUAUAGAAAAUCUCCAAACUGACAUUAAGGUCUUUGGAACUGAAAUUACAGAGGGUAUCACCUCUGAUGAAACUAUGAACCUUGAGGUUCUUGAUGAGAAUACUGAUGGUUCAAUGAGUUUUGAAACUGAUCAUAAGGUUUUCAGUGAUAGUGAUAAUACAGAUAUGGAUCAUCACAAGGUUCUAGAUAAGAAUAAAGCUACAAGUGGCAUUAAUGAUAAAACUUAUCAUGAGGAACUUGAUGAAAGUGAAGGUUCUAAUAGUUUCAUCAUUGAUGAUACUGAUCAUACGGAACUUGAUGAAAGUGAAGGUUCUAAUAGUUCCGUCAUUGAUGAUACUGAUCAUACGGAACUUGAUGAAAGUGAAGGUUCUAAUAGUUCCAUCAUUGAUGAUACUGAUCAUAAGGAACUUGGUGAAAAUACUGAUGACUUCAUCUUUGAUGAAGUAGACAAUAAGGUACUGAAUGAGUGUGAAGGCUCUGUUAUUGAUGAAGCUGAUAUGAAGAUACUGGAAGAAUUUGAUGAUGAUAUACUAGUUGAAAAUUAUUUUAGAGAAGAUUUUGUCAGUGAUAAAACUAAUUUCAAAACUCAGGCUAAAAAUGGUGAUACUGCAUGUUUCAUCAACAAGGAAGAUACAUGUUUGAAUAAUAAAUUCAGACAAUCAGAUCAUCAAAAUUAUCUGCCUGAUAUGACUCUUAGCAGUGUAAGAGAUAUCACACAAGAAAUUGUUAAGAUGUGUUCUUGUUCUGAAGAGAACUUUUUAACAAAGUUAAAGACAAUAUGGAAAGAGUUUCUUGAUUCAGUUACAGUUACCAGCAUUACUGAUUAUAUUAGUAUUACCCACUUAGGAGAAAUGUUAAGGUUACUUAAGAAAAAGUCAAAGAAAGUAAAUAUAACUCGUAUGUGGCCAGAAUAUCUUCAAGAAGGUCAGGUCAAUCUAGUUGUGGUACCUGAAUCAGAUAUCUACAGUUCAGUACUUUCUGUAUAUAGUGAGGAUGAGAAAAAGCCUCUUCCAAGAGUUGAUGAAGUUCUUGUGUGCCAAAAAAACACUUCUAUUGAGGAAGUUACUUUGCUGAUAAGCCGAGCUAUGGAGGACAAAGAAGGAAAGAUUUUCAGCUUGAUUAAUGGCCAUUUGCUUGAUUAUGAAAAUAGCAAAACACUGGAGAGUUAUCUCACAGGUAUCCUGUCAGAAACACUGCAUCUUGUUAUAUUUUGUAGCAGAGAGCAAGAGAAAAGUUCUUAUGUGAUAACUGCUUUUGAGCAACAAAUUGUGCUGAGAUUCCCAAGUCCUAAUUUUCAGUAUUUGAGGAAGUAUGUCCAUAACCAUCUUCAGCACACUUCAACUGUAUUAAGUGCUGCUGUAGUAGACUCCAACAGAUAUCUUACAAGAAUUAUAAGCUCUGCUCGACCUUGUCUUGGUAAAACUCUGGCAGUAAAGAGGAUGGAAGAACAGCUUCAGUUUUAUACACACAGAAAAAAAAUCUUAAAUUCAGUACAGUUGCAGUCUAGAAUAAUUGAUAUGACUGAAGUUAUCAUCUUUUUAAAAGAUUGUUUGAAAAAUGUGGAAAACUGGAUGCAACCACAGAUAUUUCAUCUAGAUAUUACUCCCAGUCUUAUUCCUCCUUAUCUUCUUCCUCCUGGAAUUUGUUCCAAUUGUCCAGUUGUUCCAAUUGAUUUGACAUCUCAACUUUUCCCUCGCAUUUCAUCUUCGUCGGCCAUUGGAGGAAAUCCUACAGUCGG
Limulus polyphemus (Atlantic horseshoe crab) is the source of this 5273-nucleotide messenger RNA. RefSeq names its product E3 ubiquitin-protein ligase rnf213-alpha-like. The annotation marks the transcript as partial. NCBI's taxonomy places the organism in Eukaryota, Metazoa, Arthropoda, Merostomata, Xiphosura, Limulidae. The record is from RefSeq and is a predicted model, not a curated record. Gene Ontology annotation, molecular function: ATP hydrolysis activity; ubiquitin-protein transferase activity. The transcript has 19 exons.